AUCAGAAAAUAAUGAUGGUAGUCGCAGGCUAUGAGUGCUGCUGUCGAAAUUGACAGGAUUUUAAUCACAAUUCUUGUUUCAGUCUCUUUGUCAUUCGGAAUCUACUUUCUCUUCGCCUUUUUUAAGCUGUACAAGAAAAACAAAGGUUUUGUUGAACAGAAUCAAAACCCUCAGAACUCCUGCAGGUUUCUGACUGAUAGCACAAUGCUGAAGUCACCAGAUAAACAUCAAGAUGCUCAAACCCUUGGAAUUGGCAAAGCUAUUGCUGUUCUCACAUCCGGAGGCGAUGCACAAGGAAUGAAUGCAGCUGUUCGUGCAGUAGUGAGAGUUGGGAUUUACACUGGUGCCAAAGUUUACUUUGUUCAUGAGGGCUACCAAGGAUUGGUUGAUGGAGGUGAUAACAUUCGAGAAGCAACAUGGGAAAGUGUUUCAAUGAUGCUGCAGCUGGGUGGUACAGUCAUAGGAAGCGCUCGAUGUCAAGAUUUCCGUGGAAGAGAGGGGCGACUUAAAGCUGCAUCUAAUCUAGUGAAAAAAGGAAUUACUAAUUUAUGUGUGAUUGGUGGAGAUGGUAGCUUGACUGGGGCAGACACUUUCAGAGCGGAAUGGACUGGCUUGUUAAAUGAUUUAGUUAAAGCAGGAAAGAUAACUGCAGAGGAAGCCAAAAACUCCAGCUUCUUGAAUAUUGUUGGCUUGGUUGGUUCCAUUGAUAAUGAUUUCUGCGGAACAGAUAUGACUAUUGGCACAGAUUCAGCCCUGCAUAGAAUAAUGGAGAUUGUAGAUGCAAUUACAACUACUGCACAAAGUCACCAGAGGACCUUUGUUUUAGAAGUGAUGGGUCGACACUGUGGGUACCUGGCAUUAGUGACAGCCCUUGCAUGUGGAGCAGAUUGGGUUUUUGUUCCAGAAUCUCCCCCUGAAGAGGACUGGGAAGAACAUCUUUGCAGAAGACUAAGGGAGACAAGAGGACGUGGAUCAAGACUAAAUAUUAUUAUUGUGGCUGAAGGAGCCAUUGAUAUAAACGGCAAACCUAUCACAUCAGAAGAUAUAAAAAAUCUGGUUGUAAAGCGCCUUGGAUAUGACACCAGAGUCACAGUUCUUGGCCAUGUGCAACGUGGUGGAACACCUUCAGCCUUUGACAGAAUUUUGGGAAGCAGAAUGGGUGUUGAAGCAGUGAUGGCCUUGCUGGAGGGAACACCUGACACACCAGCUUGUGUGGUCAGCUUGUCUGGUAACCAAGCAAUACGGCUUCCGCUUAUGGAAUGUGUUCAAGUGACCAAGGAUGUCACACAGGCGAUGAAUGAGAAGCGCUUUAAUGAUGCUCUUAAAUUAAGAGGAAGGAGUUUUGAAAACAACUGGAAUGUUUAUAGAACAUUGGCUCAUAUAAGACCUCCUUCCACUAAGAGCGGCUACAAUCUUGCUGUGCUGAAUGUUGGAGCACCUGCAGCUGGGAUGAAUGCAGCUGUGAGAUCUACAGUGAGAAUCGGCAUUAUACAAGGUCACCGAAUGUUUGCAGUACAUGAUGGAUUUGAGGGACUUGCAAAAGGACAGAUUGAAGAGAUUGGAUGGGCUGGUGUUGGUGGGUGGACUGGACAAGGAGGCUCACGGCUUGGAACUAAGAGAGUUCUUCCAAAGAAGUAUCUUGAAGAAAUAAGUGCAAAUAUAAGCAGCUUUAACCUACAUGGGCUGAUUAUUAUAGGUGGGUUUGAGGCUUUCACGGGAAGUCUUGAACUGAUGGAAGGUCGUUCCAAGUUUGAGGAGUUGUGCAUACCUAUAGCAGUGGUUCCUGCCACUGUUUCCAACAAUGUUCCUGGAUCUGAUUUUAGUAUUGGUGCAGACACAGCUCUUAAUACAAUUACUACUACCUGUGAUCGAAUUAAGCAGUCUGCAGCUGGAACAAAGAGAAGAGUCUUUAUUAUUGAAACUAUGGGAGGUUACUGUGGCUAUUUAGCCACAAUGGCAGGAUUUGCUGCAGGAGCUGAUGCUGCUUACAUUUAUGAAGAACCAUUUUCAAUAAAAGAUUUGCAGGGGAAUGUUGACCAUCUUAUACAAAAAAUGAAGACAACUGUGAAAAGAGGUUUAAUUUUAAGGAAUGAGAAAUGCAGUGAAAACUACUCUACAGAUUUUAUCUUUAAUUUGUAUUCUGAAGAAGGAAAAGGUGUUUUUGACAGCAGGAAAAAUGUUCUCGGUCACAUGCAGCAGGGUGGGACGCCUACUCCAUUUGAUAGAAACUUUGGCACAAAAAUGGGUGCUAAAGCCGUACUUUGGAUCACAGGAAAAAUGAAGGAGUGUUCUAGACAUGGUCGCAUUUUUGCUAAUACAGCAGACUCUGCUUGUUUAUUAGGAAUGCGCAAAAGAAGCCUUGUUUUUCAGCCUUUGACAGAACUUAAAGAACAAACUGACUUUGAGCAUCGCUUACCCAAACACCAAUGGUGGCUAAAGCUACGCCCUAUUCUGAAAAUUCUUGCAAAAUAUAACAUCAGCUUGGACACAUCUGAAACAGCACACCUGGAACAUAUUACCCGUAAAAGAUCUGUUGAAUCUCAGAUCUAAGUUUGGAAGAAGAUAUAACAGCACAACCCAUCACAGAUCUUUCUACCUUGAUGUUUAAGAAAAGAUUGUUACUUAACAUAAUUUUAGUUCAUUUAAUAUUAUGAAUCCUAUAUUUCUCAGCAUGUGACAACAUUGUAUUAUUUCCACAUAUUAUUAGUUUUGUGAAGUUUGCUUUAUAAAGUUAAAAAAAAAAAGUUGGCAAUAUAUGACUAGUAUCUACAUUAAUGUCUACUUUAGAUUGAUGGCAACUCUGCUUUAAUAGUAGUGUGAGUAGUCCGGUUGUUUAUUGUCGAUAACAUUUUUAUCAGUGUGUCUACUGUUAAUCUAUUGUAGUUCUUGAUAAAUUUGAAAUAUUAGGUUUGGUGUCUUUUAUUUAAGCACAGUAUUUAUAAAAACUGUCUUCUGAUUCACGUAUCAUAUUUUAUCUUAAGCACAGUUUUAUUUAAUUAUUAAAUUUGGACUUUUACAAGGAUAUGCAGUACUUGUAUCUGAAUGACCCAGCUAGUUAGUAUUGUCUAGUUCUGUUUCAAAAUUCUGCAGAAUAAAUAUUUUUGUUAUAUGUUCAACUAAAUGAAAA
Bombina bombina (fire-bellied toad) is the source of this 3127-nucleotide messenger RNA. Its product is annotated as ATP-dependent 6-phosphofructokinase, muscle type. Lineage: Eukaryota; Metazoa; Chordata; Amphibia; Anura; Bombinatoridae. The transcript is spliced from 24 exons. Gene Ontology annotation, molecular function: identical protein binding; fructose-6-phosphate binding; monosaccharide binding. Gene Ontology annotation, biological process: fructose 1,6-bisphosphate metabolic process; fructose 6-phosphate metabolic process; canonical glycolysis. The record is from RefSeq and is a predicted model, not a curated record. Bases 31 to 2550 code for a protein of 839 amino acids. Gene Ontology annotation, cellular component: cytoplasm; 6-phosphofructokinase complex; membrane.